This is a messenger RNA of Erythranthe guttata (spotted monkey flower), 1425 nucleotides long. RefSeq lists its product as hypothetical. Gene Ontology annotation, cellular component: chloroplast envelope. The record is from RefSeq and is a predicted model, not a curated record. Lineage: Eukaryota; Viridiplantae; Streptophyta; Magnoliopsida; Lamiales; Phrymaceae.
AGCCAUCGAAAAGCUAACAUGCGCGGCGUUAGUCCACCUCACCGGCGCUGAACCAUCGGUUGCAUCGCCUCAAUUUUUUUUGUCAGUUUUCUGGUUUCAUCUCUCUCCCUCUCGGACAAGAGUUCACUCUGUCUAAAAAAAGCAUGCAAUUCGGCCAUUAAAUCACACCAAAAUGGCCCUCACAUUUCACACCGUCUUCACCAACCCGACCCGUUUCUUGAAAUCCCCCAAAUUCCCAUUUCCACCCCCAAAUUCAAGAACCCAAUUCGAAACCCCCAGAUUUUUCACAACCCACCCCCGCCGCUUCGCCGCCGCAAGGAUCAACGCCUCCUUCCAAGAACCGUACGGAGCUUCAGGAAACAUCACCACCAGCGGCGGCGGCGGCGGAGGCUACGAUGCUUUUCUUUCCACUCUUGAAUUCCUCAGCCUCGCUUCCUCGGCCGGUUUCUCCGUCUACAUCGCCGUGAAAUGCGGUGUGCAGAAAGGAGGAGGAGGAGCUCUGGGGGUGGUGGGGAGCAAGUUCUUAGUGUGGCAGUGCGUGGUCUUGGUGAUCGGAUUGGCCGCCGGAGCUGUGAUAAGGCGGCGGCAGUGGAGGAGGAUUUGCGGUGUCGGGUUUUCGAGAGGGCCGCCUUCUUACGGGGCUAGUUUGUUAGACAGGGUGGAGAAAUUGGAGGAGGAUUUGCGCAGUGUGUCCACAAUCAUUCAAGCUUUGUCGAGGCGGCUCGAGAAGCUCGGCAUUCGGUUCCGGCUCACCCGUAAAGCUCUCAAGGAACCAAUUGCCGAGACAGCAGCUUUGGUCCGGAAAAAUUCGGAGGCAACACAAGCGUUGGCGGCACAAGAAGACAAUCUCGAGAAGGAGCUCGGUGAAAUUCAAAAGGUUUUACUCGCUAUGCAGGAGCAACAGCAAAAACAGCUCGAGCUGAUUCUUGCAAUCGGCAAAGCUGGCAAGUUAUGGGACACCAAACGUGUCGAAAAUCAAGAUAAAAAAGCACCCGAGCCUACUAAAUCUCCGGUGGCAAAUUUGGAAAUAAACCCAAAAAUCGAGACGCCGACGUGGCAGAAAGAAUCGAGCAACGACAAGCUUUGAGAUAUUUUUUUUUCCGGUAGGAACGUCAGAGUACGGGCCUUGGUUCUCGUUUGAUGCUAAUAGGGGAACAAGACUCGAUUAAACUUCAUCUUCAUUCUUGAUAUUUGAUGGUCCGUUUUGCUGCAGAAAUCAAAAUCGAUUCUUUUUUUGGCGGGAUUGGUUCUUGUUCCAGUUUUGCCCCUGAUAUUUGAAAUACGGAUGAUUUUGUAAUUGUAAUCGAAUCGAUAAAUUGUUUACACUUGUGUGGUUUUUGGUGAGGAAAAAGAGGUAGUUGUUAUUUCUCAUGCUGUGUUAAGAACUCUGUGUAGCUUGUUAUUUGUAUUUUUGGAACUACUACA